Messenger RNA from Halichondria panicea, 502 nucleotides. RefSeq names its product large ribosomal subunit protein eL43-like. Gene Ontology annotation, cellular component: ribosome. The transcript is spliced from 4 exons. Lineage: Eukaryota; Metazoa; Porifera; Demospongiae; Suberitida; Halichondriidae. The record is from RefSeq and is a predicted model, not a curated record. The coding region runs from base 137 to 415 and encodes 92 amino acids. Gene Ontology annotation, biological process: translation. Gene Ontology annotation, molecular function: structural constituent of ribosome.
CUUUCUUCUUCAUUAUUUUCUGCUGACCUCAGCAAGAAUUAGGAUAGGCGUGGGGUCCACCUAAAAUUGAAGAACUUUGAUCUUUGACCUCUCUUUCUUUUCCAACGUGGUCUCACACAGUUCAGUACAAGACAGCAUGGCAAAGAGAACCAAGAAGGUCGGAGUAGUUGGCAAGUAUGGUACACGUUAUGGUGCCUCUCUCAGGAAGAUGGUAAAGAAGAUUGAAAUCAGCCAGCAUUCUAAAUACUCCUGCUACUUUUGUGGAAAGAACUCAAUGAAAAGGACGUGUGUUGGUAUCUGGAAUUGCAACAAGUGCAAGAAGACCAUAGCCGGAGGGGCUUGGGUCCCAAGCACUACAGCUGCUUCCACAGUCAGGAGCGCCGUCAGAAGAUUGAGAGAAUUGGCAGAGAUCUAACUUUUUAGCUAAAAUGUUCUAUGUACCAUUCUGAGACUGGCUCAUUGUUUUUUCCUUGUGAAAAUGGUCAUAAUUAUUAUUAUUAUG